Molecule: messenger RNA, 1938 nt
Organism: Pygocentrus nattereri (red-bellied piranha)
Lineage: Eukaryota; Metazoa; Chordata; Actinopteri; Characiformes; Serrasalmidae
Exons: 5
Coding region: 78-773 (231 amino acids)
Biological process (GO): regulation of immune response
Cellular component (GO): cell surface
Molecular function (GO): MHC class I protein binding; coreceptor activity
Source: RefSeq, a predicted model, not a curated record
AGAAUAAGGAGGACAGUCACAAACAGUAAAGCGCUCAUACACACGUAGAGUGGUGUCAACAAAGCAAACAGCCCAACAUGAUUCUUAGCCAUGUCUUGACAUUCCUGGGUCUUUUACCAGCAGUAUCUGCAGUGACCAUUCUGUAUCCCAGCCUUGGCGGCUCAGAGACCCUGACCUGUGAGUGCUCGGACCACCAGUGUCAGAAGGUGUACUGGUACCGUUUCCUCCAGGAAACCGAAAAGCUCCAGUUCCUCGUGUUUGGUAACAGCGCGAACAGUGUGAAGCAUGCAGAGGGCAUCGACGGAACCCGCUUCAAGAUGUCUGCAAUUGAAGGGUCCAAGAUCAUGUAUUCACUGCGCAUCACCGGCCUGCAGAAGAACGAGACGGGCUUCUAUUCCUGCAUGUUUAACAGUCCAAAGCAUGAGCAGAAGAGCCAGAUGCCAGCUGGAUACUACAUCAGGCCUGGAGAACACACACCCACUACGCUACCUCCAACAGUCAAGAUUCCAAAGAAAACAACAACUUGGGUCAAUCAGCCAGUGAGAGGCUGUAAUCCUCUGGUGCUUUGGCCAAGUGUUGGUGUUCUUCUGGUCCUGGUCCUGGUCCUGGUUCUGAUCUCAACACUGUAUUACUUCAGCAUUUGCAUGUUCUCCCCGUAUCUGCAGAUUUCCUCCCACAGUCCAAAGACAUGCAGUCAGGCCAAUUGGGUAUGCUACAUUGCCCCUAAACGUAAAUGUGUGUGUGACUGUAUAAGCCUGUGUAUCUGGCAAUGAGUUAUGAUUUAUGCAACAAAGAUGUUCAUUACCUAAGAUUUAUAGAAUAAAAUAGAAAUAGCUUAACUCCAUUUGGCCUGCUUCAGCAGUUGAUGUAUCAUAUUUAUCAUGAUGUCAGUUUAAAUAACUGUAGUUUAUCAUUACUGUCAUUUCUAUUUCCUACAGAUUUCAGUAAUCAUAUUAUAGGUACCUGUAUUUGUCUCAGUACUGAAAAACUGUCCUCUCUUUGUCCAAAAUGCAGAACGAUGCAGCUGAAAUGAGAUGACUCUUAUGUUCCGGGCAUGAAGCACUGUUAGUCUCCACAAUCACUCUCCACUAAUCAAGUUUGUAGACUUAGUUCUGAACAUAGAUGCUUAACCUUGAAAGUUUGUAAUUCACCUAUAAAACAAUUACACACCCUUUUUGGCAUGUUUACAGGUGAUGAUCCUCUUAUGCUCUACAAUAAUAGUCAACAAGUCAGGCUUAAGUCCGAAUAACAGAAACUGCCUUUGCCAUCCAUCCAUCCAUCCAUCCAUUAUCUAAGCCGCUUCUCCGUCAGGGUCACGGGGGGGUGCUGGAGCCUAUCCCAGCAGUCUUCGGGCGGAAGGCAGGAUACACCCUGGACAGGUCACCAAUCCAUCGCAGGGCAGACAGACAGACACAGACAACUGCCUUUGCACAAAUUUAAAAUACUUCACUUUCAGUGCUACUUUCUGUUCUGAGCAUUGUUUUGUCUUUAUAACUUUUACUGGACUCCUUAACAUCAUGUAAAACUUAAUAUUUAAAUUUUGAAGAAAGAUUUCCAUUUAAUGAUUGACUGCAAAACAUUAAAUGAGCUUCCACUGAUCAACAUGCUUGAAAACAAAGCUAUCAGAGAGCUUUGAAUAAAGGAGGUAAAACGCAUUUCUUGCUUCUCUCUAUAUUUCAGAGAAAUGCAAGUUUUUAGUGUGCAACAUUUCUGCAUUACAAACCUUCCCUUAAGCAAAAGCUCAUGAAUGAAUAUAUAGAUUCUGUGUUACAAUAUGUCCAUAUUAAAUAUAUAUCCUGAAAAUGUGAGUUUUUUUUCCAUUUUACUGGUGAAUGUCACAAGUUUCCUUUAAUCUAGCAUUUAAAUCAGAGACCAGAUCAUUACCGGAGAAAAUCAGAGCUGCAUUUGAUGCACUAUUAUAAAUGCUUUCAAACUGUU